Molecule: messenger RNA, 11318 nt
Organism: Engraulis encrasicolus (European anchovy)
Lineage: Eukaryota; Metazoa; Chordata; Actinopteri; Clupeiformes; Engraulidae
Product: peripheral-type benzodiazepine receptor-associated protein 1-like
Exons: 31
Coding region: 1189-8514 (2441 amino acids)
Molecular function (GO): protein binding
Source: RefSeq, a predicted model, not a curated record
GGUGGUGGUGUUUCAGUCGCCUCCUCUCUCGGAUGUUGACAGUGCGUUCAUUGAAAAAGAAUGCACGGCUCACAGUGUUUUCUGCCUUAAAUUGAAAGUCGCUUAUUUCAAAGCGCUAAUAUCCGAAGGAUAUCUGAAGCAACCCAAAUGUUCUAGCUUUUUUCCAAGUUGUGAUAUCCUCCUCCCGUGUGUGGGAGGUAAGUGUUUGUUUGCUGGCUUUUUUCACCAUGCUUUACCUGACACCUAACGGUAGCAGCAGUAGUCCAUGCGCAUCUCUCACUAAACUGAAUUUAACGUCAAGUUACUAAAACACACUAACCACCAUCAGCAUGCAAAUACGUUUAGGAGUAACUAUUUUCUGUGUCACGUUUCGAAGAGUUCUAACGCCUCGAGAUGAGGCUAGUUGCCCAGUUAGCCACAUUAGCUAUUAUCCUUUGGUCAUGCCAUUAUUUUGCGACUUCCACUGAUGGUCGCGCGCAAGUCUGUUUACCUUCUGUUUGGUUGAUGUGUUGAGAUAAUUAACAUGUCUUCUUGAUAUGCCACAUCAGAUGAUUGCAACGUGAAGACAAAAGUGGGCAGCACUGUAAAGACUUUUUAAAAUGAGCGGUUAACAUUAAUGGUUUAAAACUUAUGGAAACAAUGUCGUAUCCAAAAUGGUAAUUAACAUUCGCCGUCAUGGCGCGCGCAUCUCAAACAUUUCAUGACCAGCACUGGCAUCGCCUUGUUUCCAAAGUCGACUUGUUCCUGAAUAGCUAUGAGAAAACGUUGCUUCUACGUUUAGAGACAACAAAAGACGCAUAUUUAUUACUUUGGAUCUACUGACAGUUAUUUGUUACAAACUGGACACUUAGGGAUGCUUUCAUGGUAUUUGCAACUUCACUUGAAAAGUUCUCAAUUCUGAGUAGUGACUGAAUAAUCGGUCAUGAUUUUAUUGUGUCUUCACUGUACAUGGCAUGACCUCUGACAUUCAUUAAUUCAUCUCUACUCUUUCCAGCGCAACCGUGUGCUGCUUGCUGCAUGUGUGUGCCUUUCCAUGUCAUUCCCAUAACCCUUUGCAUGAGAUCCAUCUACCCAUCCAUGUCCCCCAUCUGUUUGCAUGCAUGCCUGCCAACUGAACCUUGAAUGAGCUGCUCUUCUCCAUUGCCUUGACCUCCGACUUGUCAACCAGCAAGUGUGUGAGAGCGAAAAAUGGGCAAGGACAAAGGUUAUAACAACAACAACUACAACACUAUGGUUUUCUCCUCUUCCACCAAGAGGGGAUCCGGUUGCAGCAACAGCAACAACGCACCCCCCCGCCGCUCUGCCUCCUGUGGCCCCAGUACCAGCAAGGCAGAGCGCGAGAUCCUGAGACUACGCUCGGCUCUGGAGGCCGAGAGGGGCCGCCACAAGGACGCCCAGCACAGGUUCUCCCAGGAGCUGGGGCGCGUGCGUGAGGAAGGCCGGCAGGAGCGCGAGCAGGCGCUGCGGGAGCUGACCUCCAGGCAGGAGAGGCAGAGGGCCUCGGCUCUCCAGAGGCAACGCGAGGCCCUCAGCAAGGAGCACGCUGCCGAGGUUCGGCAGCUGCGCCGCUGGAGGGAGCGCGAACGAGAGCGCACCGGCGCCACCCUCAAGCAGGCCCAGGAGCUGCAGCGACUCCUGGCUAAAGAGCUGUGUGGUGCUGUUGGUGGCGGUAUCGGCAACACAGGCCCAGGUGGCAUCAGAGACAGCACUGGGCUACCAGGAAAGCCCGACCCGCAGGACAUUAAGACUCUGCUGGGCGGGCGGUCGGCAGGCGGAGGCGGUGGUGGAGCUGUCUCUGUCUACUGCAAGCUGGAAGAGCUGCUGGCCAGGCUGCAUGGGCAGGCGAGCGGGGAGCAGGCGCUGCUCCUGCAGGGCCUGCGACAGGAGCUGGAGCUGGAGAAGAGCCGCUUCAUCUGCCAUCUGCUGGAGAAACACGGACACGCGCAGAGCACCAGGCCCUCCACCGCUCCAGGCGAGGAGGCCGCAGAGGCAGCAGGAGCUCCCCCAGUCCCAGCACCCCCAGGCAAGGAGGCCCCACACCCAAUCCCUGCACCCAGAAGGAACCGCCACCGCUCCACCAGCUGUGCCCAGAUCCUGUCUCGCCCGGCGUCUCAACAGGGCCAAGACGGCACCCCUGGGGGUGGUGAUGCUGCUGGGAACAGUAGUGGUAACAGCCGUGGGGCCUCCCCGACCUGCGCCAGGUCUCAGUCCCAGAGGGCCCAGCGGUCGAGCCAGCAGCAGCAGCAGCAGCAGCAGCAGCAGCAGCACGGGGGACCCCCAAAGAGGAAGCAGCGCAGCCGGAGCAUGCGAGGUGGUGGGGGAGGACUGACCUUGUCCCCGGGGAAGCCGCAGCGAUGCUCCAGCCCUGUGGAGAGCCAGAAGGAGGCCAACUCCAACUCAGAGGGGGGACCCGCUACCUCGUCAUCGUCCUCGUCGGAAAUGCCCCAGACGCCGGACAACUCCACCCCCUCCAGAUGCUCGGUGGAAAACAUGGAGGAUGUGAAUGGCAUGGACUACGGCUUCCUGGUGCGUCAGAACUCUGAGUUGCUGCGGGCGCUGGAUGAUCUGGAUAAGACCUGCGCCACACUUAGAGAAGAGAACAGCCUACUGAGGAAGAGCAGCUCUCCAGAGACGGAGGAGAAGGUGAAGAGGCUGAGGAAGAAGAACACAGAGCUGGCCGUCAUUGCCAAGAGGCUGGAGGACCGUGCACGCAAGCUGCAGGAGGCCAACCUCAAAGUGGUUAACAGCCCGUUCCCAGUGAAGGCUGGCGCAGUGGAGCAAUACAAGCGGGCAUUUGCACGUCAGCGGGCGCGAGACCUGGCGCAGCAUGCAGACACGCUGCUGUCCAAGGACAAGGAGAUCACCGCCCUGCAGCAGGAGUGCAGGGAGCUGCAGAGCCACAUGGGACACAAUAAGGGUGUGCCGGGUCCGUGUGCGGUGCCCGACUUUGAACGUCUCCUGCGGGAGUCCCAGAAGGAGGUGCUGAGGCUGCAGAGGCAGCUGUCCGUCUCCAUCUGCUCCUCACGGGAGAACACCCCUGACACCGUCACGACAAACGCUGACACCCCUGACCCAGCUCAGCCCGCCGACAUUACAGACAAGGCCGCGGCUGAGACCCCGCCCCCAGUGUUAGAUGAGGCCCCUCCCACGUGCGAGGAGACUCCUGCAGAGGAGGAGGAGCCGGGGCCCCGAGUGACGCCAGAGCCGAGCCCCAGCCCCAGCCCCACCCCCACCCCCACCCAGCCACACCCGGAGGAGCAGACACAAGAGCAGCGCAUACAGUUUCUGGAAAGUGAGUUGAGCAAAAAGAGAAAAGAAUGUGAAAGUCUCGAGCAAAAUGUCAAGAAGCGGCAGAAGAGAUGUCUGGAUUUGGAGAGCCAGCUCGAUGAGGAGCGAGGCAAAAAUGAGCGAUUAGCCGAGGAGGCAGAACUCCUCAGGCGGAAGGCUCAGCUGCUUGACCAGUCCCAGGCUGAGAAUGAGGAGCUGAGGCAGGAGCUCUCUGAAGUGAGCGCUCUACACAGUUCAGCUCUCGAGGAGAACCAGAGACUCCGUGCCAAACUGGAGAACCUAGAGCAGGUCCUAAAGCACAUGCGAGAGGUCGCUGAGCGAAGGCAGCAGCUGGAACUGGAACAUGAGAGUGCACUGGCUAUCCUCAAGUUCAAGCAGGAUGAGAUCAAGCGGCUACAUCGGGCGCAGUUAUUUGCCAAACGGGAGCAUGAGGGGGUUGUUCAAAUGCUGGAGGACUUGAUCCAGCUUGUAUUGCAGAGGGAGCUGUCCAAGGUGCGAGAGCUGGAGGACAAGUGCCGGAGUCAGAGCGAACAGUUCGGCAUGCUCUCGCACGAGCUGGAGAAGUUCCGGCUGCAGGCCUCCAAAGUCGACGUGGAGAGCGCGACGCUGCUCUCGCACCCGGGCCUCGCGCACCUGACCAACGGGCUCCCGGGGGACACAGGUAGCGUCCAGGGCUCCUCCUCCUCCUCCCUCAUGGGGCUCAUAGUUGAUGUGGAGGCCCUGCUGAGGCUAGGCUCUAGUCCCCAUGGCACAGGCCUCAGCCGGCCCGAGCGCUCCCCCACCACCAAGCACCGCGAGCUGCCCUCCAUCAGCGCCAAGUCAGCCUCCACCUCCAGCACCACCAAGUCCGACCCCACCCAUCUCUCGCCCCGCUCGCCCCGUUCGCCCCACAGCCCACGCAAGGCCAGCCCCACACAUGAUGUGGACACAGCCAGUGAGGUGGAGGAGCUGGACAUCGACGUCUCUCCUGCUCCCUACAAUGCAAUCAGAGGGGCUGCCAAACUACAGGUCUUCAUCGCCAGAUACAGCUAUAACCCUUACGAUGGCCCCAAUGACAGCCCAGAGGUGGAGCUCCCUCUCACAGCAGGAGAGUACAUCUACGUGUACGGGGACAUGGACGACGAUGGGUUCUACGAGGGUGAGCUGAUGGAUGGCAGGAGAGGGCUGGUCCCCUCCAACUUUGUGGAGCGCGUAUCGGAUGACGACAUGAUGAGCGCGGCGGCCCACGAGGCCGGAGACCUGUCCCACAACUCCCUCCUGGACAGCAGUCUGCACAGCGGCAGCGAGCGCUUCCAGCACCACUCGCUCUCCCAAUCCCAGUCUCACUCCACGUCACACCCCCACGCCCACCACGUACGCUUCGGGCCCUCUGUCACAGGCCCCACGAUCACUACCAUCAGCACCACCACCACCAACACCCCAGCUGCUGCUGCUGCAGUAGUCUCCUCGGACAUCUCCGCCGCGUCACUACCCGACCCUGUCUCCUCCUCCUCCCCUAGCCUAGUAGGCAAGACGGCCCCCGUCCCUUCCACCACCCCGUCCCCAGCCCCGUCCCUCUCCGUCCCCAUCACCAACGGCCUGGACCUGGACCUGGAGGAAGUGGAUGUAGUGCCUUACCCCCGCAAGCUCACCCUCAUCAAGCAGCUGGCCAAGAGCAUCAUCAUCGGCUGGGAGCCGCCGCAGAUCCCGGUCAGCUGGGCCUCGGCGUGCAGCACCUCUCUGUGGAGCUACAACGUCUACGUGGACCAGGAGCUGCGAGCCAGCGUGCCCUUUGGCAGCCAGACCAAGGCGGUGCUGGAACGUGUGGAGGUGGGCCUGCGCGCCUAUCGCGUCUGCGUGCAGUGCCUGACGGAGCGCGGCGGCUCGGACCAGCUGCGCUGCAGCCUGCUGGUGGGCCGCGAUGUGUGCGUGGCGCCGAGCCAGCUGCGCGUGGAGCGCGUCACCGCCACUUCGGCCACCCUGCUGUGGUUGCCCAGCAACAGCAACUACGUGCACAUCGUGUCGCUGAACGAGGAGGAGUGUGAGCUGGUGAAGGCCGGCUGCUACUCACUGUGCCUGAGCAACCUGACGCCCAGCCUGCAGUACCGCGUCAAGGUGGAGGCACGGCCGCACCGCACGCCAUGGGAGCUGCCACCGGAGCAGCGCGAGCAGAAGACCACUACGGCUGUCUUCAACACGCUCCCCGCCGGUCCCCCAGACGCCCCUCUGGACGUGCAGCUGGAGCAGGGCCCCUCUCCAGGCAUUGCCACCGUCAGCUGGCUGCCCGUCACCAUUGAUGCUGCUGGGACCUCCAACGGCGUCCCUGUCACUGGCUACACCCUCUACGCAGACAAGAGGAAGGUGCUGGAGGUAGCAUCCCCCACGGCAGGCAGUGCCCUGCUGGGCCCAUCCCAGAUCCAGGCGGUGAAGUCUGCCCAGGAGCUCACUGUGCGCACCAUGUCGCCCCACGGGGAGUCCACUGACUCCCUUGCCGUCAACGUCCAGGCCAAACUCCCCGCCAUCAUGGCCGGCCCGGCCAUUCAACCCCCUAGUCAACCUGUGCCAGUCCUGGCAGCCACUGCCACCGCUGUGCCCAUUGCCAUGCCUGCCGCCACCAUGCCGUCCUGCCUCGCCAACUCACCUGCCAAAAUGCCAGCGCUGCCCUAUAGCUUGCCACCGCCGCCGCAACCAGACGCACACACCAUGGUCCCCGGCGGGGGGGCCUAUGCCAAUCCAACCACCGCUAAUGCCCCCCUGCUCGCCACCGCGAACGCUGCCCCGUCGUACGCGGAGGUGUGGGCGAACCCGCACGUGCCUGUGCCACCCGUGCCCAUGCCAGUGGCACCUGUGCCCGUGCCUGUUCCCAUGGCCAUGCCCAUGCCUGUGUCUGUGUCUGUGCCAGCGGCCAUGGCAAUGCAGCAGCCGCCAGCGACCCUCAACCACCCAGCGGUCUGCAUGCCGCAGGUGAGUGUGGCCGUGCCACCCAGUGUCCACCCCCCACUGGAGCCCAGCGGCAGCCCCGUGCCCGAGGCCCAGCGGCCUGUCAUCUCCAUCAACGAAUUCCUGGAGCAGCACCCUCCCAGUGCCAACCAGCCCCAGCAGCCGCAGCCCCGCCCAUUACCUGCCCCCGUCGGCCCUGGGCCCGCGCCCGUGGGACCCGCACCCGUACCUUAUGACAGUAACCCCAUGCGGCCGCCCAACCCAUCGCCGUUUGAGUCAGAAGUAGAGGAGGAGCUAGAGAACACACGACUGGCAUCCAUCGAGGAGUUCCUGAGACCAGCCAGGCAACAGGCUUACCCUGAGCCAUCUCUGGACUACCAGCUGGAGAGCAGCAGAGGAUCGGACCUGUCUGACAUCCUGGAGGAGGAAGAGGAGGACCUGUACUCCGAGACCGGCACAGAGGUCCGCAUCAGGGGCUACGGCACAGCCAUUACUGGCAGGCCCCUGGCCUGGGAGCCGGACAGUGAUGAGGAGGUGCUGGAGCGCAUCCUGAAACUACCUGCUCAUGUCUACCACGCCAAGCAGCUCUUCAGCAUCCCAGAGGAAGAGGACCACUACACCGCAGUACAGCAACCCGCACCCCAACCCUUACGCUCCGCACUCCGCAACCCCAGCGGCAGACCCACCGCCCAGCCUCGCGGCGCUGCGGGCAAUCUCCGGCGGCCCCAGCAGCACCGCGUCCACUACGCCGACCAGGUGGCCACCAUCGCCUACUCGGGGGAGGACGAGGAGGACGCAGCGUCCGACAGUAGCCUCUACGACGGCCCGGACAGCCACAAGAUCCGCUCGCGCCGUGCCCCGGCCUCACACUCGCCCGCCGACCGACUGCGGAGAGAGGUCAUGCUGCGUAACCAGAUGUCUUCCCACGUAGCCGAGACGGUAACCGCGGCCCUGAAACCGCCGCCAGCGUCCUGCUCGGCCGACGCCUACCUGGUGAGCCGCACGGUGCGCCGCACCAAGUCGCCGCCGGGCACGCGCGUAGAGAUCGAUUUGGAGUACGGCACGGACGACGGCCAGGAGGAGGAGGCGGCGCCUGCUGUGACCUUUGAUCCCAGCGAGGUGGUGGUGGAUCAGAUGAGUUCUGAGUGGUGGGUGGAGGGAGGGCACCACACAGCCGACUGCAGGAGACCACCGCCUGCCACGGCCAGGAGGCUCAUACCGCCGCCUCACACAUGGGAUGAAGCAGCCCAGGCCCAGAUGCCCCCUCAGCAGGCCCCCAUGAAAGUGGACGACAACGCGGUGCGUGUGUUUGUGGCACUCUUCCCGUACGAUCCUGCCAGCAUGUCACCUAAUCCUGACGCGGCCGAGGAGGAGCUUCCCUUCCGAGAGGGACAGAUCAUCAAGGUAUAUGGGGACAAAGAUGCGGAUGGUUUCUUCCGCGGUGAGUGUAAUGGGCGCAUGGGCUACGUCCCCUGCAACAUGGUGUCCGAGAUCCAGGUGGACGACAUGGAGACUCGUGACCAGCUGCUGCAGCAGGGCUUCCUGACCACCGAGGCCUCACUGGACAAGAUAGGCACCACUCGCUCACACGCACAGCUUCCACGCCGCCCUGUACCGCCGCCGAAACCUAGACGAUCCAAGAAAGUGGAAUCGGCCGGAGUGUGGGACGACAGCUCAGUGGUAGACUCCUCCAGUCAAGAUCGUAGCCAAUCAGGGCCUGCCACAGGAAACCCAGGACAUCUACAGCGCAGGAUGGUGGCCAUCUUUGACUAUGACCCACGCGAGAGCUCUCCCAACGCUGACAUAGAUGCCGAGCUGACCUUCAGUGCUGGUGACAUCAUCUAUGUGUUUGGUGACAUGGAUGCGGAUGGCUUCUUCUUUGGAGACCUGAACGGCCACAAAGGCCUGGUGCCCUCCAACUUCCUGCAGCCGUACCCUGAGGUGAUGGAGGAGGUGCCAGGAGCCGUAGCCGGCGGCGCAUCCAGAGACCACCACGUGGUCAUCGACGCCAGGCGAGACUUACCGGUAAAUGAGAAGGACGUGUCCAUGCAUUCAGAGGGUCCCAUGGCUGGUGCCACAACAGAAGAUUCCCCACCCAGACCCGAGACCGGAGCCGAUCCUGAGCCGGGGCCCAGUGUCAGCCACCUACAUGACUCACUAACCAGCCCAAGCUACACCCCGAUGGGGACCCCGGCCACGGACGAGUCCCCGCUCACAGACUCGUCCCUCUCUGGCAAGAAGAAGAUGGGCUUCUUCUCCAAAGGCAAGAGGCUCUUCAAAAAGCUGGGCUCCAGCAAGAAAGAGUGAAAGCUAUGACUGUUAAGUUUUACUUUUUUUUUUUUGUUCAGUCUCCCCACACAGGAAGCACUUUUUUAUGUUGUUUAGUCUUAACUUAAUGUUAUUUAUAAUUGUAACAAGUAUUAAAACAAUAAGACUAGUUUCACUGUGCUAGGUUCUCCUAGACGGAGGUGUCCUAAGACUAAUGUACCGUUAUAUUAAUACACUAUAUCUUGGAUGACGUCAAGUCACCUUAAAAGACAGUUACAGCUGCACUCUGCAUGGCUCCAAAAUGCAUCCUCUGUGUUGCCAUGGUAAGAUACUAUAUAAAAACAAGAGUAGUAGACACUGGAAAGCUAUUUGCUACGGGCACAAUACAAUACACUAGCUAAACACUAAAAUGCAUCCGUCAUAGGUCAAUUUUUAAAGAGUAGAAAUGCAGCUUAAUAAAUGCAGCAUACAUGUGUUACCCUUUUCGCUAAUGUACUAAAAAAGUGAAUUGGAAGCAUUCUUGAGUAUUUAGACAUGUUACACAGCUUUUUCUCUGUAGGAGACUAACACUCCUGGCUUACUUCACCAUCCCAAUCUGAUAAAUUAGCUAACAUUUUCAUAAUUGUCACCUCUGACACAUUGGCAAGGGGACCAUAGGACCAAUGGACCAUCUGAAUGAUGUGAACCUUAAUACUACUGGGACUGCGUAUUUAGACUAUCCUUUAGACAUGAUCGGUGAACAUUGCAUGAGAUCUUCUUAUGCUUCCCCAGCGGGGUGAAAAACAAGUGAGUUUGCGGUGAGUUGUGUGCAAGUGAUGUUUGUUGUCGGCAGUUUCAGAUUUUGUCUCGGAACUCGUAUCUGAGCGUGGUUUAUCUGUUUUUCUUUUCUCUUUUUGAUGUAAACACGCACAUUUGUGUGUGUUGAGGUCAUUAUGAGAUCGUAUGUGUGCGUGUUUGUGUGCAUUUCUUUGUUUGUGCAUAAGUGUGUACUUCGGGGAAUGUCGUUGCAGUGAUAUGCCUUGAGCCUGUCUUCAUUUUGUUUGUAAAACGAUCAGCUACUUCUGUUUCAUUUUAUUUGCCUCCGUUUUAGGAGUGAUGGAUUGUUGUGAGUAUUCCACAAAAACCUAAUUCCAACCAAUAACACUACAGGCUGCAUGUUAGCAAAUAACACACUCAAAAAACACACCAAUUGUUUUAGAACCAUGGACUAAAGAGCUGUGGUCGAAGCCAAACUGUCCAUCAAUUCCACUACCACAAUAUGCAGUAAUCAUUUGGAGAUGUUCUUUGUGUUUGUUCUGGGUCGUUACAGGGCUCAUGUUGAAAAAAAAAAACACUUCUCAGGUUUGAACUUGUAGUUUAUCAGCUUUCGUGUGAGAAGCUGUGGCUGUUUGAAAACCGCAGGAUUCUGACUCUUGCCAAAACAUUAGGUGCUUGGCCUGUUACUAUGACAACUAGACACCUACCUACCAUUGAUCACCAGCCAAUUAAUGUGGGAGUGGGUCAAAGCACGAAUAAAUCUUUUGAGAUCCACCAGGAACAGUGUUGACAGCAAAAACUCCUCCAGUUAGUUGAACUUGAAAGACUCUCACCAUAUGAGAAAUGGAGAGAAAUUGCCAAGGACCUCACCAUAACUGAAGUCUCGUCACUUCAGUUUCGAGUACAGUGCAGUGUGGUCAGAGGCCAUCUGAAAUGCGUUGAAAUGCUUGGCCACUCGCUACGUAUCCCUCAAUGGCCUUUAGCUGUCCUCCAUUUCCCUCACAGCAAGCACUAUAACAGUAUACAGGCAGCAGAUGUAACCGUUAGCGAUGCUGCAGUAAGCUUCAGGAGUGCACAGCCCUGGCCUCAUAGACGCUUAGCCUGGGGGUGUAUUCCAAGAACACGGUUAAGUGACAAACCUAGCCGACUUAACGUACAGAAAGUGGUAAACUUGGUAAUGCACAGUCUGUGGGCCUCAUUUUGUUAAGAAAAUGAGUACUCCAGGCUGUUUUAUUAGCUGAUUUACCCUCAGUAGGUUCACAUAGCCUAGUUUUCUGUUGAAACAGCGUCUGGGAAUCCUCCCCACACGGCCUGGCCUGGUCUGCCCACUCCUGACCUCCAUAGCCCUCCAUAGCAUUCGCCGUCCACCCGCAGCCCGUCCCGCUCCGCUCCCCACUAGACGACAAAGCAAGCAGCACUGUAGAUUUACCAGCUCUAAUGUUUUAGCCUUAUAAGACAUUGUUUAGUCUUACAAAUCGUUGUUUACACCGUACUUGUACUAAACUGCAUGCAUAAUGACGUUUAUGCCCAUGGUUGGCCUUAUGGAUUUAUUUAUAUAUUUAUAUAUUGACCAGGCAUUUUGUUUGCAGUGUUUGGUUUUUAUUUUGUUCUUGUCGUUUUGUUUUCCAAGUAGUAUUUCUUGGGAGUGUUUGUAAAAUGCAGAGAAGGCCUAGUGUGUUUGAACUGAAACUGCAUAAGUUAGGUGUGUAUAUACUGUACAGUGUUUUGGUCCCAGUUAGCAUCACGGCUUUGACUUUGUGGUAUGAUAUUUACUCAUCCACUGAAAGAGUUCAUUCUUUUGACCGUCCAAUCAAAGCUUGUUUUCUUUUUUGUACUUUGCCGUUUUUUUCUUACCAGUUGUUUUCAACAUUUGUUUGUAAAUACAAUUGUUUUUUUUGUUUUGUUUUUUUGUUUUUCUUUUUGUUAUUUUCAGAAUUAUCUUUUUGCAUGGCGCAGCAGUGUUUUGAUUGAAGAGCAAGAAGAUCACAUGUUGGGCUCAUGGAGUCCUCAUCUCGAAAGUGCAAAGGUUGCAUUCAUCUUUCAAUAUGGACCUUUUUGCUAAAAAUAAAAGUCUAUUUUCACAUGAA